AUGCACAAGGACCGCCCCCGCUACGUCAUCAGCAGACCUGCCUACACUCUCCCAGACCUCGAUGAAGAGUUUGAGAAGAAGAGACGAACCUUCCCCAUAAAAGAGAAAGUUCGGAAACUCUUCAGGUGCUCUGGGUCUCGACUCAAGGCUCUGCUAUACAGACACCUGCCUGUGCUGAGCUGGCUGCCCAAAUACAAAGUGAAACAGAACCUACUGUGUGAUGUCAUCAGUGGGGUCAGCGCAGGCACCAUCCAGGUCCCCCAGGGCAUGGCGUUUGCCCUACUGGCCAGCCUGCCCCCUGUCAAUGGCCUCUACUCGUCCUUCUUCCCCCUCAUUCCUUAUUUCUUUAUGGGAACCGCUCAUCAAAUGGUCCCAGGUACCUUUGCUGUGCUGAGCAUCAUGGUAGGCAUGGUGUGCUUGAGGCUGGCGCCAGAGUCUGACUUUAGCCAUUUCAACUCCACUAUCAAUGCCACCGUGUUGGAUGAGGAGCAGAUGAACCAGGUUCGCCUCGGCAUCUCUGCGACCUUGGCCUGCCUCACAGCUGUAAUACAGAUGGGCCUGGGCUUGAUGCAGUUUGGCUUUGUGGCCAUCUACCUGUCGGAGUCCUUUGUCAGAGGCUUCAUGACUGCUGCAGGACUUCAGAUUCUCAUCUCUGUCCUCAAGUACAUCUUUGAUAUCAGUGUGCCACCCUACAGUGGACCGCUGGCAACCAUUUAUACUCUGGUGGACAUCAUCUGUGGACUUCCCCAGACUAAUGCUGCCUCGCUGGUCUUUGCCUUGGUCAGCUGUGUGGUUCUCAUAGUGGUGAAGGAGCUGGGGGCACGUUACCGCCACAAGCUUCCCUUCCCCAUCCCUAUGGAGAUCAUCAUAGUGGUGGGUGCCACAGCUAUCUCUGGACCCCUGCAUCUACCUGAGAUAUAUCACAUGGAUAUAGUUGGAGAAAUACCACUAGGGUUCCCUGCCCCGAUCCUUCCCACAGUGAGUCAGUGGGAGGACAUGCUGAGCACAGCCUUCUCCCUGGCCAUCGUGGGCUACGUCAUCAACUUAGCGAUGGGCAGGACUCUGGGAGCCAAGCAUGGCUAUGAUGUGGAUCCCAACCAGGAGAUGCUGGCUCUGGGCUGCAGUAACUUCCUAGGGUCCUUCUUCAAGAUCCACGUCAUCUGCUGUGCCCUGUCCGUCACCUUGGCAGUGGACAGUGCUGGAGGGACAUCACAGUUUGCCAGUUUAUGUGUGAUGCUGGUGGUCAUGGUCACCAUGCUAGCCUUGGGGGCCUUCCUGAAACCUCUCCCAAAGUCGGUUCUUGGAGCCCUGAUAGCAGUCAACCUAAAGAACACUCUGCUGCAACUGUCUGACCCAUAUUUCCUGUGGAAGAAGAGCAAGCUGGACUGUUGUGUGUGGGUGGUGUCGUUCCUUGCCACUUUCUUCUUGAGCUUACCUUACGGAGUUGCCAUUGGAGUAGGCUUCUCAAUCCUUGUGGUAAUUUUCCAGACACAGUUUCGUAACGGUUCAGAGGUGGCUCAGGUCACAGAGACAGACAUCUACAGAAACCCCAAGGUCUACAGCAAGUUGCAGUCUGUGAAGGGAGUGAAAAUAGUGAACUACUGCUCUCCUCUCUACUUUGCCAAUGUGGAAAUAUUUCGAAGGAAGGUCAUUAAAAAGACUGGGCUGGACCCAGGCAAGCUUCUCCUGGCUCGGAGGAAGUUCCUGAAGGAGCAGCAGAAGAAGAUACAGCAACAAGCCAAACAGGAGCAGGCUGAGGAGACCAGGAGUAGGAAGCUCAGCUCUCUGGUCACCAUGAAGUCUCAGACCAUUUCACAGUUGGAGCUGCAGAAUGACUUUGACAUGGCCGGUGACAGCAGCGCCAACAAGCCUGACCCGCCCACAUGCUAUGUCAACUUCCACUGCAGUGACAUUGAGCAGGAGGAGCAGAAACCUGACCCCGACCAGGCCCACUCCUCCCCUGCCACCCUGGAGACCCAGCCUCAACCCUUCCACACCCUCAUCUUGGACCUGGCAGGGGUCUGCUUCAUUGAUCUGAUGGGUAUCAAAGUCCUCACCAAGAUGAGCUCAAGCUAUGAGAUGCUGGGGAUCAGUCUGUACCUGGCUAAUGUUCAAGCCCAGGUGUAUGAAGAACUGGAAGGGGGAGGGGUGUUUGAAGAGGGCAGUAUCGCUCGCGGUCACCUCUUCAUCUCCGUCCAUGACGCCGUCCUCUUCGCUCAGGAAAGGUCGACAGGCUCAGGAGCCUCUACCAAGGCAUAACUGGAGAGGAGAGAACUUGCCCUCGACAUUCAUGAGGAGGACGUGGAUCUGGAACAGGAGAUGUUUUGACUGCAUGGUGUUUUAGUGGAAGAAAUGAACAAAUUAACUCAGAGACUGUUCAAUGCACGGUGCGUCUCACAAUACACUG
Osmerus eperlanus (European smelt) is the source of this 2407-nucleotide messenger RNA. Its product is annotated as solute carrier family 26 member 9-like. Gene Ontology annotation, biological process: transmembrane transport. NCBI's taxonomy places the organism in Eukaryota, Metazoa, Chordata, Actinopteri, Osmeriformes, Osmeridae. Bases 1 to 2259 code for a protein of 752 amino acids. Gene Ontology annotation, molecular function: chloride transmembrane transporter activity; oxalate transmembrane transporter activity; bicarbonate transmembrane transporter activity. The transcript has 20 exons. Gene Ontology annotation, cellular component: plasma membrane. The record is from RefSeq and is a predicted model, not a curated record.